CAGCUGACUCAGCACGUGCGAUUUGUUUUGCUUUGUUGUUGCAAAAUGGAGCCGGGAAUUUGCUAUAUAAAACCAGAAUACUUAGUUGAAGCUGUCGGCGAGUCAACGUGGUCAAAAGGUCCGAAUGAGGAGUCAAAUAAGAGAAAAAAUGAUGAAAAAGCGAGUGAAGAAGAAAACGUGUCAAAAAAGGGUGGCGGUGGCAAAAAGGAACGCAAGCGUGGCCAGAAUAAGAAUCGUCCUGUAUUCAAGGACGAACGAUAUUCACAUCUCUGUCAUUCUUUGAUCGAUGGACCAGGCGGCAAUGCAUGUUCCCUGGAAAAUUGUCGCUAUGUACAUGAUCUGGACGCUUUUCUUGCUGCCAAAAGUGAGGAUUUGGGCACAGAGUGUUAUGUCUAUACGACCAAAGGAUAUUGUGGACGUGGCGUCACUUGUCGAUUUUCUAAGGCUCAUUUAGAUGCACAGGGCAGGAAUAUAAAAAGGGACGACUACGACGAAAAGGCAGCCAAGACCACAUAUAAUGGAAUUAGCUCUGAGCUUCAGGUGUCGCUGCGUAAACAUAACUAUGAUUUUAGUCGUUCCAAAGAAUUGAUUCGAGAUGCCGAGAAGAUUCGAGAUGCUAGAAAAGAGCGAGAAAAAUUGAAUAAGGAGACUGAUACUGCCUCAACGACUGUAAUUGAUUCGCCCAAGGGGCGAGAUGCUGAUGCUGCUGAUCGUGUUAAACCACCCAUUGACUUUCGUGAGAAGCUAAUACUUUCUCCUCUCACCACUGUGGGCAAUUUACCAUUUCGCAGAAUUUGCAAGGAAUUUGGUGCAGAUAUUACGUGCGGAGAAAUGGCCUGUGCAUUGCCCAUAGUCAAAGGUUUAAGCCAGGAAUGGGCUCUAACCAAAAGACACGAGAGUGAGGAUUUCUUUGGUGUCCAACUCUGCGGCAAUAAUCCUAAUAUAAUCAGCCAGGCGGCCCAAGUGCUUCAUGAUACAGCCAAAGUUGAUUAUAUUGACCUGAAUAUUGGUUGCCCCAUCGAUCUAAUCUACCAGCAAGGCGGCGGUAGUGCUCUAAUGAGACGAACUAAUAUCCUAGAGUUGACAGUACGUAGUUGUUCGAAUUUAUCCCCACAAUUGCCCUUUACGGUGAAAAUGCGAACGGGUAUCUAUGCGGAUAAGAGUGUGGCCCAUGAGCUAUUGCCUCUUGUAGAGGAAUGGGGUGCUGCCGCUGUAACUCUUCACGGACGAUCACGAGAGCAGCGCUAUACAAAGCAUGCCAAUUGGGAAUAUAUCGAGGAAUGUGCAUCGAAAGCCAAGUCAAUACCAGUUAUCGGUAAUGGGGAUAUUCUCAGCUAUGAAGAUUAUGUGGAACGUCGACAGAUUGCUCCUCACGUUAGUUCGGUUAUGAUUGGACGUGGAGCUCUAAUUAAACCAUGGAUCUUUCAAGAGAUCAAAGAGAAACGAGCUUGGUCACCCUCAUCGUCUCAACGUUAUGAGCUAUUGCAAAAAUAUUGUAACUAUGGCCUUGAGCAUUGGGGCUCUGAUACCAAAGGUGUGGAAAACACACGACGUUUUCUACUCGAAUGGCAAUCGUUUUUAUAUCGCUAUAUACCCGAAGAAGUGCAGCAGGCUCCACCACAAAAGAUCAAUUCUAGACCCCAGGCAUAUCGUGGACGCGAUGAAAUGGAAACCUUAAUGAGUUCCGGCAAUUCUUCAGAUUGGGUUAAGUUAAGCGAAAUGUUGCUUGGUCCUGUGCCACAGGGAUUUACUUUUGUGCCCAAACAUAAGGCGAAUGCUUUUUAAGAUUUCAAACUAAAGUAUAUUAAGCCAUGUAAAGUGAAAUGUAUUUUCUAAAUGUAGAAAAUACAUUUCUUAAACGACAUUAAUAAAAUUUACUGAACUAUGUUUAUAUUUCGCAGUAUAAUAAUAUUUCUAUACUAUUUUAUGAAA
Molecule: messenger RNA, 1932 nt
Organism: Drosophila willistoni
Lineage: Eukaryota; Metazoa; Arthropoda; Insecta; Diptera; Drosophilidae
Gene: Dus3
Product: tRNA-dihydrouridine(47) synthase [NAD(P)(+)]-like
Exons: 4
Coding region: 46-1785 (579 amino acids)
Biological process (GO): tRNA processing
Molecular function (GO): RNA binding; tRNA dihydrouridine synthase activity; flavin adenine dinucleotide binding
Source: RefSeq, a predicted model, not a curated record